AUGGCUGGCGCGUGCGGCGAGAUUGGCGCGCGGGGAGGAAGCCGCGUGCGGGGCGGCGGGGGCACGGUGAUGUCGUGGACGCCCUCGCUAUUGCAGGGAGCGACUAUAGAAGAUAUGGCUGUCAUCAUCACACCAGCCACCGAUUACAAGCUACCAGCGUUUGUUUUAGCUGAUCUAGAGUCAAAAAACACUGGUGGCAUGGAAUCUGCUCUUCAGAAGGCUGAGGAUAUUGCAGUUUCUAUGUUAGCCAAAGGGUUUGUUCUCGGCAUGGACGCAGUUGAAAAAGCAAAGGCUUUCGAUGAAAAGCAUCAGCUCACAUCAACUGCAACUGCCAAAGUCGCUUCCCUUGACAGGACAAUGGGCUUAAGCCAGAAGUUCAGCACCGGGACCUUAGUGGUGAAUGAGAAAAUGAAGGAGAUGGAUGAGAAGUACCAGGUUGCAGAGAAGACCAAGUCAGCAUUAGGUGCAGCCAAACAGACUGUCUCUACUGCUAGUUCCUUCAUCAUGAGUAACAGGUAUAUCCUGACAGGUGCAGCAUGGGUAACUGAUGCCUACAACAAGGUUGCAACCACUACAACUGAUGCUAGCAAGUCGAUAAAGGAAAGGAUGAUGGCUGAGCAGGAGGGAGCCAAUCAAAGCGGUGAAACCGCAAAAGUUGAUUUGCUUGAAAUCUCUGAAGCGGAUGAGCAAGAGUGGAAGCGCCAUGAAGAUGACUCUACAAAGAACGUCGUUCAAGAAAGUCCUGAAAUGACUUGUCAGGAGAGUGAGCAUUAG
Molecule: messenger RNA, 774 nt
Organism: Zea mays
Lineage: Eukaryota; Viridiplantae; Streptophyta; Magnoliopsida; Poales; Poaceae
Product: binding partner of ACD11 1
Exons: 3
Coding region: 1-774 (257 amino acids)
Source: RefSeq, a predicted model, not a curated record